AUGCGUGUGAGAGAUAUACAUGCUUGGGAUGCUAUGAUAUGUGGCCUUGCCAUGCAUGGGCAGGUGAAAGAGGCCUUAGCGCUCUUUUAUCGUAUGACAGCGGAUAGGGCUCGACCCAACAACAUUACAUUUGUUGGGUUGUCAUCUGCUUGUGUUCAUGGUGGCCUGGUUGAAGAAGGUUUGAUGCUCUUUGAUUCUAUGGCUCGAGAUUACGGAAUUGAGCCGGAAAUCGAGCAUUAUGGGUGUGUUGUGGACCUCUUAGGCCGAGUUGGUCGCCUUAGAGAGAUCCACGAGCUUAUAUCCAAAAUGCCUGUGGAGCCUGAUCAAGCUAUAAUACUUGGAGCUUGUAGGAUGCAUAAUGACCCUGAUCUGGCGAGGUUCGCUUUGGAGAAGCUCAUAGAAUUAGAGCCUAAAAAUGGGGGGAAUUAUGUCAUUAUGUCAAAUGUGCAUGCAAAUGCUGGAGAUUGGGGUGGAGUUGCAGAGGUGAGAAGGAGGCUGAGAGAAAGGGGUAUCGAGAAGGUCCCUGGUUGUAGCUCAAUUGAGAUUGAUAAAAGGUUCCAUGAGUGUGUUUCGGGAGAUUCAUCACAUCCCCAAAUUGUUGAAGUGUGUGAGGUGCAGCAUGCUUUGGCCAAGCAAUUAAAGAUGGAGGGCUACUUGCCUAAUUUGGAUUUGUUGUGA
Amborella trichopoda is the source of this 678-nucleotide messenger RNA. Lineage: Eukaryota; Viridiplantae; Streptophyta; Magnoliopsida; Amborellales; Amborellaceae. The record is from RefSeq and is a predicted model, not a curated record.